This is a messenger RNA of Cannabis sativa, 906 nucleotides long. Its product is annotated as GTP-binding protein SAR1A. Gene Ontology annotation, molecular function: GTP binding; GTPase activity. Gene Ontology annotation, cellular component: COPII vesicle coat; endoplasmic reticulum exit site. Gene Ontology annotation, biological process: intracellular protein transport; membrane organization; endoplasmic reticulum to Golgi vesicle-mediated transport. The transcript is spliced from 3 exons. The coding region runs from base 182 to 763 and encodes 193 amino acids. The record is from RefSeq and is a predicted model, not a curated record. NCBI's taxonomy places the organism in Eukaryota, Viridiplantae, Streptophyta, Magnoliopsida, Rosales, Cannabaceae.
CGAAUCAUAUUUUAAAAUCAACGGUCCAAAAUUGGCUUAUGUAUAUACCUAACCCUCGGAUUCGACUAAACCUCGGUAGCAGUAGUAGUUGUACUAGAUACCAUUCUCACUCUUCUAUCUCCCUUUUUGGAGUUUGGGGCUUCGAUCCAUCGGUUUUUGUAGUGGGUUUCAGUGAAGCACAAUGUUUUUGGUGGACUGGUUCUAUGGUGUUCUUGCCUCUCUCGGAUUGUGGCAGAAGGAGGCCAAGAUCUUAUUUUUGGGCCUCGACAAUGCCGGCAAAACCACCUUGCUUCACAUGCUCAAAGAUGAGAGAUUGGUUCAACAUCAGCCGACACAGUACCCAACAUCUGAGGAAUUGAGUAUUGGAAAAAUCAAGUUCAAGGCUUUUGAUUUGGGUGGACAUCAGAUUGCUCGUAGAGUUUGGAAAGAUUAUUAUGCCAAGGUGGAUGCAGUGGUUUACCUGGUGGAUUCUAACGACAAGGAGAGAUUUGCCGAGUCAAAGAAAGAGCUGGAUGCUCUCCUCUCCGAUGAGGCAUUGGUAGAUGUUCCAUUUCUUAUAUUGGGAAACAAGAUUGAUAUACCGUAUGCUGCAUCUGAAGACGAGCUGCGCUACCACCUUGGACUGAACAACUUCACCACAGGGAAAGGGAAAGUAAAUUUAACAGAUUCAAAUGUCCGCCCUCUCGAGGUAUUCAUGUGCAGCAUUGUGAAGAAAAUGGGUUACGGAGACGGUUUCAAGUGGCUUUCUCAGUAUAUUAAGUAGAGAUUGCAGUUUAGGACGUAAAAGUAAAGAUUUGGUUUAUAAUUUUUUUAAAGCGUUAUCUUAUUUCUUGUUAAACCAAGCUGUUGGUAUUCGAAAUACUUUACUUUGUUCUGACAAUAACAUACAACCUUCCUUCCCCAUGA